Messenger RNA from Austrofundulus limnaeus, 1108 nucleotides. Its product is annotated as ALG13 UDP-N-acetylglucosaminyltransferase subunit. Gene Ontology annotation, biological process: dolichol-linked oligosaccharide biosynthetic process. The record is from RefSeq and is a predicted model, not a curated record. Gene Ontology annotation, molecular function: hexosyltransferase activity. The transcript has 3 exons. Lineage: Eukaryota; Metazoa; Chordata; Actinopteri; Cyprinodontiformes; Rivulidae. Bases 203 to 652 code for a protein of 149 amino acids.
UCAGGAGAUCCUGAGUGUUACUCCUUUGUUUUAUUUGUAUUACAUGUCCACCCACUAGGGGCACUGUUAUGCCAGGAGCAUGUGUUUUGGGUUUGUGUUCUUCUUCGUCGCUCUCUGUAUGUCUGUUCGGGGGAUGCACAUGGCGGAAUAAAGCUGAGUAAAGAAACGAGUUAUUUCUUUUAGUUAACAUUGGUAGCAGAGGAUGGUUAGUAACUACAGAGUUCCGCCAACGUUUGAGGAAGGAAAGCCUUACGAAAGCUGGAAGAAUGAAGUCAACAUUUGGACGAGAGUUACAGAUUUGGAGUCGAAAAAGCAAGCGCUGGCUGUCGCCCUGGCCCUGUCUGGAAGAGCGCGGGACACGGCGAUGGAAAUUCCGGUAGAUGAUCUAAAUAAAGACACUGGAGCAGGAAGCUGUCUGGAGGCUCUCGGCGCUGGCAAACCUCUGCUGGUCGUCGUCAACGACAAACUGAUGAACAACCACCAGCUGGAGCUGGCCAGGCAGCUGCACACGGACCACCACCUGCUGUACUGCACGUGCAGCACUCUGACGGAGACACUGAGGAACAUGGACCUGUCUGUGCUGCAGCCGUUCCCACCUGGACAACCAAAGAACUUUGCAAACUUUUUAGACAAAGCUCUCGGGUUGAAAUGAAACCUGUCUUCCCACGAGUCUGCCGGAUGUUUGUUGCUCUGAGUGAAAUGAGUUUUAUUUUUCAAAUAUAAUGGAUUUAUUUGCUGACUUUUCGAAAUGUCUUUUUUUUAACACAACAAGAAGGUUAUUUGGAUACUAAUCUUAGAAACUGAUGGGUUUUUAGUCAAAAGGAAGAUGAUUUUUUUUACAUGUAAGAAGUAGAAAAAACAGAUAAUUGCAUUAAAAUGUUAAAAGGAGAAGUCAAAACUGAAAAACAAUUUCUCUAGGAAAGUAUUUUAACCAAACAAGUCAAACCCAGGCCAUCAGAGCUCAGGAUUGGACACUCAUAUAGACAAAUAAAAACAAGUGUUCAAGCCGGCGCUUGUGAACCAACUGAGAUACUUGGUUCAAUUUCAGCAAACUGAAGCUUUUCAGAUGAAUUGUUCCAUAUUAAAAACAUUUUGCCUGCACAGAUCA